Lizanozyma spartinae is the source of this 4194-nucleotide messenger RNA. It is a transcript of the gene KIN2, whose product is annotated as serine/threonine protein kinase. The transcript has a single exon. The record is from RefSeq and is a predicted model, not a curated record. Gene Ontology annotation, molecular function: ATP binding; protein serine/threonine kinase activity; tau-protein kinase activity. The coding region runs from base 1 to 4194 and encodes 1397 amino acids. Lineage: Eukaryota; Fungi; Ascomycota; Pichiomycetes; Serinales; Debaryomycetaceae. Gene Ontology annotation, cellular component: cytoplasm. Gene Ontology annotation, biological process: protein phosphorylation; microtubule cytoskeleton organization; intracellular signal transduction.
AUGGAUACCCACUAUAAAUACCCAGAGGGCAAAGAAGAUCAACUGAUGGCUUUCCCCUCUGACGAAAUCUCUCAAGACUCCACGCAAUCUCAAGCUCAAGCUCAAGCUCAGAUUCAAUCGACUGCUGCUGGCCAGCAAUUGCUCAAUCCCAGUCAGCCAGCCACUCCGCGGAUGCUUCGAAGCGUCAGUGGAACGUUGCGCAGUGGCUCUUCAAAGUCCGAAGGGUUGAUGUCCAGUGGUGGUGGUGGUAGUAACGGUGACCCUGCUUAUGUCACGUCCACCAGCCACAACCAACAACAAGCGGCCCAUACCAGAGCUGCCAGUACCAAUCAACACCACUACGAACAAUCUCAACAUCAGUCUCAACAACAGCAACAACAUUCAAGAGCCUCACCUAAUAGCUUCUCAAGAAUGUCGCCUCCAGAUAUGUCGUUGAACAGUAAGAGACAAGAGUUGUUGCCUCCUGCCAACUUUGCUGGUGAACAAAUGCAACAACAACACCUGCUGCAUCAGCAUCAACAGCAUCAGCAUCACCAACGUCAGUCGUCCAACUCAGGCUUCCCCCCUAUGAACAGCAAUAAUACUAGUGCUAGUGCUAAUGCCGGUACCGGUGCCGGUGGUAAUGCUCCAAGAUCGCAACAGCAGCACUACCACCUGCAACUGACUCAGACCCAGAACCCACCACCACAACAGCAGCAUUCCCAACAACAACAUGGCUACGCCUCGCAACAAUUCUAUAGGAAAUCUGUGGGAGACUGGGACUUUGUCAAAACCAUUGGUGCCGGGUCAAUGGGUAAGGUAAAAUUAGCUCAACAUCGUACUACUAGAGAAAUCUGUGCUGUCAAGAUUGUACCACGUGCGGCAAAGGCAUACCAACGGACUCAUGCACAUGAUCCUCCUCCAACUUCAGCUGAGGAAGCUGCUGAAAGACAGAAGGAAUUGGAAAAGGAAAUUGCAAGAGAUAAGCGCACGCUUAGAGAAGGAGCAUUGGGGAGACUUCUUUACCACCCUUUUAUUUGUCGUUUGUAUGAAAUGGUACCUUUGACAAACCACUACUAUAUGCUUUUUGAGUAUGUGGCGGGAGGACAAAUGCUUGAUUACAUUGUUUCUCAUGGUUCCUUAAAGGAGAAACAUGCUAGAAAGUUUGCUAGGGGCAUUGUAUCUGCCUUAGAUUACUGUCAUAAGAACAAUGUUGUCCACAGAGAUUUGAAAAUUGAAAACAUUAUGAUUAACCAAAAGGGUGACAUCAAGAUCAUUGAUUUUGGUCUUUCAAACUUAUAUUCGCCCAAGAACUUAUUGAAGACUUAUUGUGGGUCUUUAUACUUUGCUGCACCUGAAUUAUUAUCCGCAAAGCCUUACAUCGGGCCCGAGGUAGAUAUAUGGUCAUUUGGAGUUGUUCUCUAUGUAUUGGUUUGUGGCCAAGUACCAUUUGAUGACGACUCAGUGACAGUACUACACGAGAAGAUCAAGAAGGGAAACGUUCAGUACCCAGCCUUAUCCAAAGAGUGUAUUUCAUUAUUGUCUCGUAUGUUGGUGGUAGACCCCACUAAAAGAGCAAGCUUAUAUGAAAUUAUGCAUCAUCCUUGGAUGAAUAAAGGUUACGAUACUCCUGUCAGAAACCAUUUACCUCAUCGACAACCGUUGACACUUCCUUUGAAUCCAGAAGUCAUAAAUGCCAUGGAAUCUUUUGAUUUGGGACAUCUGCAAGCAAUUUCAAACGAAUUACACAGUAUACUAUCAAGUGUUGAAUAUGAAAUGAGUACUGAGAAUUGGCAUAGAGUUACUUCUCAAGGGAGAGACUAUGAAUCUGCAUCCAAUGCUCAUAUUUUACCGGAUCCUACUGCCGGUUAUCAUCCGUUGAUUUCAAUUUACUAUUUAGUCGAUGAAAUGAUGACCCGGAAGAAGGCUAAAGAAGAAGCUAUCAAGUCCAUUGAUGCGCAACGCAAGAGACAACAAAUGGAACAACAAAGACAACAACAGCAAAUGCAACAAAUUCAACAAAGACAGCCACCAUACGAUGAUCAAAUCAUGUCAGCUCCUCCUCAAUCGACUUCUUCGAUGCCACUUCCAGCUGUUGCACCUCAAGCCCCAAUUCCAGCAGUAUCUGUCAAUGCUCAUCCUACUCACCAGAGACUGCAAUCUGUUCUGACUGCUAGCCAGCAACAACAACAACCCCAGGACAGUCAAACUCAUUUGAUGCCCGUGAAGAACGAUUCGGUUUCCUCCACUCAGCUGUCUGCAAUGUACAAGCCAGUACCCCUACUGACAGGAAGCAGCAAGAGCGAUGUUCCCAAACUUCCUCAAAUCAUUACAACACCCCAGAAACCUCCUCAAUUACCACAAUUCCCACCCCAAGCUCAUACUUCCCCCACAUAUUCCAGAAAUCAACAUGAAGGCUUCCCAUCCGUCGAUCCAAGUCAAACUAUGUCGUCACCACAGCAACAACCACAAGAGUCGCUCUACGAAACUUUGGACCCCAACGCAGCUAAGCAAGCUGCAGGGUUGAAUUCGAUCUUUAGAAGGUUGUCUGCUAAGAAGUAUAAAAACACGUCUCCCUCUAAAGCUUCACCACAUUCUUCAGAACAAGAAGUACAACAACAGCAUGUGCCUAAGAUCUCCAUUACUCCGGAAUCAAACGAUAAACUUUCUCCAGCAUCUACUGUUUCAUCCACAAAGAAUGAUCCUAUGGUCCGUCGUGGUAUGAGUAUGAAGGUCACUGCAAAGGAGAAGCUAUCGAACCCCCCUGCAACAUCUAGAUUGGACCCAGCAUCAGUACAAAAGUCGUCAAGAAGUGGACAUGCUCGUUCAUCGUCCACCUCUAACCCUAACAAAUUCCAUGGGUUUAUUCCAGUGGAGUAUUUACCUCCUUUACCCAACAUCAAUUCCAACACAAACACGUUGGUGACGUCGUCCAAUGAAAAGUCUCAAUUCAGUACCAGUCAUGGCUCUAGAAAGUUACAUCCCACUGCAAGAGCUAAGUCUGUUGGAGGUCCAGUUAGAAAAGAUUCCUUGGGACACGGCAACUCCAAUUCCAAUUCCAAUGCUGCUGGCCGUAAUAAUGCCUUACCUAAUGGCAUGGCACAGCAGAAUAGUGAUGAAAUAAUGGUUCGUGGGUCGAGUAACGAAAACGAUGGGUUCUUUGAUGACGUCACGUUGGACGACAUGGAUUACCAAGAUAUACCCUCGUUAACUGAAGCGGAAAUCAUUGCUCAAUUCGAACAUGCGAGACCCAAUACCAUGCUUUCCAUUGAAUAUCCCAAGACGCUCUUUCUCAAGGGUUUCUUUAGUGUUCAAACCACAUCUACUAAGCCGUUACCGGUUAUUAGAUACAGUGUCAUUAAGGUGUUGAGUCGAUUAGGAGUGAAGUUCCAAGAAGUCAAAGGAGGAUUUGUUUGUGCCCAUACUCCAUCGCUACAAAUAGAGGAGGUGGAGGAGAAGGACAAAUUGGCUGGACAUAAUACUAGUAAUAAUAUGGUGAUGAUGAUUGGCAAUGAAGAAGUUGAAGGAGGAGAAACAACCGAUACAGAAGAACAGAAAUUGUAUGGCAAUGCCUUCAGAUCCACCAACUCAUCGUUGGAGAAAGAGCUGGGAUCACAUCAUAAUAAACAGGCAUUAGAAGAUUCAUCUGAAGACACUCCUAGUCGUCAACCUUCAUACCAUGGGGCUACGAGUACUUCGGCUUCGGCCUCGGCCGGUACAGGUGCCGGUUCCGGUGUUGGUUCUACAGCUUCUCCUACUACAAUUAGAUCUCAUAGAGCUACAUUAUCAUCUGGUGGUGGCAGUAGUGGCCAUAGAAGAAAGUUCUCUAUUGGAAACUCUUUCUUGAACACCUACCGGAAGAAGAACGGCUCUAAUUCUCUCUUCCCACCAAACACUCCAGCUGCUGCUAAGGUGAACAAGCUGUUGUAUGCCGAUGACUAUGAAUAUUCUAAUGAGUCUAGUCGUUCGGUAGAAGACGAUUCCAUGGACUCCCUCAGUGGGUAUGGAGGAGGUAGUGAUAUGAUGGUGUCUUCUAGAUGGGAACAGAAAGCCAAGGCUCUGAAGGGAGUGAAGAAGUCACCAUUGAAGUUUGAGAUCCAUAUUGUCAAGUUCCCGUUGGUUGGCUUGUAUGGUGUUCAAUUCAAGAAGUUACUUGGGAAUACUUGGAACUAUAAGACUUUAGCCAGUGAGAUCUUGGGUGAGUUGAAGUUGUGA